Phalacrocorax carbo (great cormorant) is the source of this 4317-nucleotide messenger RNA. The record is from RefSeq and is a predicted model, not a curated record. Lineage: Eukaryota; Metazoa; Chordata; Aves; Suliformes; Phalacrocoracidae.
CAACAGCAAGUCUGAAGGAAACAGGGUUAAAAAGCAUUAUGAACUGGCUUUGUGCUACAGGGUGUUUUCUCACGAAAAACCUUCAGCUGAAUGGAGCAGCAGUGGUAUCUGUCUGUGUAAACAUGCCUGUUGUGGUUGCCAAGGGAUCAAAUAACAGACUUGAAGAAACAAAGAGCCUGCAAGGAAUUCCAGAUGCAACCAUCCUUAUGGGAAAAAUAUUCUGUUAUCCAGUGCCAGUAUUUGCCUUUCAGGGAACGGUAACUCAGUACAAGGUCACUUUAGCCAGUGGUGCAGAUUUGCCAAAAUGGCUGGACUUCAACCCCAAUACAAACACGCUGCAAGGACUGCCAAUGGCAGGGGAGAGCGGAGCAUACCUGCUGAACGUAGCUGCCUCUGGAAGGACGCAUGCCCAGAAAACACCAGAAGCUGCUGGAAAUUUCACCAUCCAUGUUCAGGACAGCACCUUGUUCCUGGACACAGAGGGGAGCUUGAAUCACACACCAAACAACUACCAUAUUAGGUGUGGGAAGGAUGUUCCCAUCACUUCUGCUGAAAUCAUUCUCUCUACUGGAGCAGAAACCCUGGACGUACAGGAACGCCUCCACAUCGUGUACACCAUGGCCGAAUACCUCCACCUGGACUCCUCCCUACUAACCCUGUUGCAAUACACAGAUUCGGCACACAGAGGCUUGCAGAGCUUGACCGUACUGGCUGAAGACACAGAGCACAUCAACUUUACAGUGAACCAUUACGUAGGACUGUCCUGGCCUGUGGAGUGUGGAGGGUUUGCCAUGCUCCGCGAAUUCAGCCAAGUCCUGCGACACAACGUUGACUCACGUCACCUCUCACAGCUGCUGGGGCAUGAAAUUGCAGGCUGGAGAAUACUUAGGAGAGGUAAUUCUGAAAGAAAGUCUCCAAGACAACAACAUAGGCGAUUAAUGAUCACGCCAACACCUACAUUAAAACCAGUUAGAACUACCCAGAGACCAGGUGCAGGAGAUGCUUCCAGGCCUUUGUCCUCUACUGUGCCAAGCUGCUUACUCACACAACUUGCAGUACCACCUACUCAGAGCUUAUCAUCUUUCUGUGAAGAAAAUAUAAAAAUGGCAAGCUACAAGAUGCAGAAUAAUAUCCAUCUUAUAAGUCAAGGAAGUUUGGACACCUUUGAAAUGGACCCAGCACAGGACGUGCCAGCUAACCCACCAGUAUCUAUUAUGUUUGCAGACUCCAAUUUUCCAGAUCUUUUGCCUUCACUGAUUACUAAAACAUUGCUUCUCUUCACUGAACUGGAAGCGCUGCCUACUAGAGCUUCUGGCACAUCCUUGCUGUUAGAGCAGCCAGAGCCUCACCUGCCCGAGACAAACUCGUAUUUCCUUUCUAGUAAAUCAGAAGUAUCCACAUACCAUUUCCUACAGGACAUGACUUCUGACACAGACCAGCUUUCCCGUCCCAUGCACACUUGGGUGAUAAACACUCUUCAUGAAUGGCCUCAUAGCUCAGCAGAGGCAUUUCCUGCUAAGACAGAACAUCACGUCUUUUUGCCAGAAACAAUGUCAGUAUCAGAAGUGCCAGACUACAGUGACGAGGCAAAAAGCCACCUUCCAGAACUUGGAAUGCUUUCUAAUGCAUCCCUCUCUCCAGUAACACCCCCUUCUCUAUUCCCAAAAGCUUCAGCAGGAGCCACAACUUCGUCUGACUUCACAUUUCUCAUCGAUGAUGCGUUUCCACCCGUGCUAGCAAGUAGCAGUCUGAGCCCAGGGCUCACUAAUGACUAUGAACAGUUAUCUACGCCUUUUAUGACUAUCCCACAGCCCAGCAGGUUUCCAUUUGCUGGAGAGCAAAGCACAAUUUCUUCUGUAACCCAGGAUGAAGCACAGACCCUCUAUCCCGAAUUGAAUUGCAGUCCUGAAGCCUCAGCCUGCUUUUCUAGCAUCUUAUACAGCACUUUCCCUAGUAAAGCUGAAGCAUCUUACGAACUACAUCUGAGCAUUCUGUCUCAUCCUGAUACUGCUCCAGUUCUUACUCUCCCGGUAGGCUUUUCUAGCUUUGACACGUCUGAGCUAUCCAGACCAACAAAUAUACCUCGUUCUUCUUACAGCAGCAGCAUGCUCAGGACAGAGAUGCAGUCUGCAAGUAUUUUAUCCAGCAGCACAAGGGAAUUGCAUUCAGAUGGAGAUCUGGGAACAAGGAUUUUGCCAAAUGUCACCAAGCCUACUCUGGAAUCACACAAAAUCUCAGACAUCAAGUCGGAUGCUGUAGAAGUACCUCUGGUGACCUUAUUUAAUGCCCCUUAUCUGCCCAGCAAUAUACCAGAGGCGGUUCAGACACUAUGGCCAUCACACCCGGAUCCAAGCAUUUUGCUGUUUCCCACGUCUGAAAGACUACAGUCCAUGGAAAGUGGAUGGAUUCUUCCUCCAUUUUCUGUUUCACAAGAGCUUCAGAAUAUAAUCCCAGGGCAAGCAAACACUUCCCCAAAGGUUGUUCAUUCCAUUAAAUUCCUAACAGCAACUAUCGGAUGCCUCUUCUUGUUUCCUAUACCUGCCAACGCAUUUUAUGAUGAGGAAGAUGGCAACUCAACUCAGUUAUCUCUACAAAUCAUGCCAGCUGAUGGCUCUCCAUUGGGAUCAGAAAGCUGGCUGCAAUUUAACGCCUCUCAGCAAACCAUGCAUGGCUAUCCCCUUGAUAUUGAUUUCCAGUAUUCACCUCAGGAGUUUGUGCUGUCUGCCACGGAUUCAGGAGGACUGACUGCCUGGGAAUCCUUCACCAUUGAGCUUCUGAAGCCCACCAAUAUACCAUGUCACCUUUACACCAUCAGAACAAAAAACAGCUACUACUCUUUCCUGAGAGACAGGAAAAGGAUUAGUUUGUUUUUAGAAAAGCUCUCCCUCUAUUUGAACUCCAGCAGUCCCAAAGACAUCAUGGUGACCGCUCUCAAACCUGGCUCCACAGUAAUCUCAUGGUAUAACAGUUCACUGUGUACAAGUGCCAACAGAUCUUCCAGCUGGUGCGCAAGAGAUGAAAUCCAGGAAGCGCUAGAGAAAUUAAGAGCGCUGGAUGGGUAUGUUAGCCCACACUUCAUCCAAGCAAUGUUGCCAGAAUACAAAAUUGCUGCCAUUUUCAACAUUUCAUAUAGUGAAGUCUGCUUUCCCACUACAAAGCCAUUUGAUGCAUCUUUCAAGAGUAUUGUGCCUACUCUUCAAGACAAGAAUGACUCCAUGAUUAGGAACACUCCAUCUGCCUUACUAAGCAGUCUUUGUGUCACUGUUGGGGUGGUCCUGAUAAUAUUGGUUUACUGGUUUUGCAAGUAUCACAAGAAGAUUCCUGGAUCACAAUCUGUGACGUUUCAGAGAAACUCCCAGUUAAGCCAGGCUGAUGUGGAAUUGGAUGUCCUGAAGCCUCGUAAAGCACCUGUACACGAGUGCAGGGCUUCACAUUCACCUCAGUUAUGGAUACCACCCCCGGUAUCACUUACCGCCCAAAAGCAGUAUUCUAGACGGCCUCACAUUAUACCAUCUUUCCAGCCGCCAAAAUACCAACUCCCUCCCCGUUAUCAGGAGGAUCUGAUGACCCAGAAUGACCACAGCAACAUCCACAGACUUAAGUUAAUAUAAUUUAAAAGAUCCUAAGAGCAAACCUACAAAAAGACAAUUUGUACUAGAGUAUACUAUCCUUAUUACUCAGGAAAAAGUCACAGGCAGUUAAUGAUUUUCAUCAUUUUCCAGUUUAAAAUAGAACAUACUUAACUUACACCUGACAAAGAGGCAGUAGCAAAAUCAGAUCCCUGAAGCUAAGCACUGAAAAAAAUGCCAAGUAGAGCAGGUAAAGGAAUCUAGAGAUGAGGUGGGUAGAGUGAUACGCCUGUACAAGUCAGAACAAUAAAACGUAUACCAAGCUGAUCCCGGUUAGAAUGAGAGGUCACAGCCAGUACCAAGUAAAACUAACCCCAUUAUGACUCCCUGAUUCACAAAUAUUCUUUUUAUAUAGAAGAGGCAGAACUGGCAGAAGGACUGUCACAAAACACGACGCUUCCACUGAAAUGCAAAGGUGCUACAACCCUUGAGUCUCUAUGCCAUCUUGGAAUUUUAGAUUAGUAUUAUAAAAAAAAAAUGCAUCCAGUAAUUGCCUGUCUCUCACAGCUGACAUUACCUCCAUCCUCAACCUUUCAAAACUUUUUUUAGUGUUUCUAUUAAACACAUUACAUAUAGCAUUUAUAAAGGCAGCGGUAGCUACUUAACAUGAAACUCCUCCUGUUAGGUAAUUGUAUAAUGCACUCUUCAAAAUAAAUUUUGAAGUUACAGGCUUGGUUUCUUACAGUAA